AAAGUGUUUGCCGGAAGUAUUAGGUAGUGAAAGAAUAGGACGCCAAACUAGAGCAUCCUGAUCCUGACGUCUUCUACGCAUAUUUUUUCCCCUCAUCGAGCGUUUGAAUGUCAUCGGGGAGACGACAAAAUACGACGUUUAAUCGGUGCUUUUAAAAUUUUUGUCCCCUUGGAUUUUAUACCACAUUCCUUCUCGUCGUCGUCUGUAAUGGCCGAGAGCGUCCUCAGCAUCAGGACCAGUUCAGGAGGGCCGGAGCCGCUCGGACCUACGACAAUCGAACAACACACCUAACUCCAUCAGUAAUAUUUAGCAUAUUAAAAUAUUUUCAUUUUAGCAUAUUUACAAGACAUUGUUUAUACUUACUUCACAUCUCCAGAACAAAUACGGACACUGGUUUGAUUACAUAUGUACCACGUUGCCUUGACUGACCUUUGAACUUCCUGCAACAACCCGCCAGCCCAUGAUGUUAAAAUGGUCGCCGCCAUGACAGCGCGCCACAGGAGUGGUGCGCCGUGAGCAGCAUCAGUGCCAGUGUAGAUGACAUCUUCAGACGCAAGCAGGAUGUCCGAACUCCUGGCGGGCCUCGGCGCCGACGCCACCGAGAAGGCUCGGCUCGAGCUCAACGAAAACCCAAACACGCUACACCAGGACAUACAACAGGUGCGUGACAUGAUCGUGACUCGUCCAGACAUUGGCUUCCUGCGUACAGACGACGACUUCAUCCUUCGCUUCCUCCGAGCGCGCAAGUUUGAUCCGGUGGAAACGUUCCGCCUGCUGGCGCAGUACUUCCAGUUCCGACAGCAGAACCUCGACAUGUUCCAGAGCUUCAAGGUGGAUGACCCCGGCAUUAAGCGGGCAUUGAUGGACGGCUUCCCAGGCGUUCUGGAGAGUCCGGACCAACAUGGCCGGAAGAUCCUCAUCCUUUUUGCCUCCAACUGGGACCAGAGCAGGAACUCGUUCACAGACAUCUUGCGGGCCAUUCUGCUAUCGCUGGAGGUUCUGAUCGAGAAGCCCGAGCUGCAGAUCAACGGCUUCGUCCUCAUCAUCGACUGGAGCAACUUCUCCUUCAAGCAGGCCUCGAAGCUAACGCCCAACAUCCUCAAGCUAGCCAUCGAAGGCCUACAGGACAGUUUCCCGGCCCGCUUCGGAGGCAUCCAUUUUGUCAACCAGCCGUGGUACAUUCACGCCAUGUUCACCAUCAUCAAGCCUUUCCUCAAAGAAAAGACCAGGAAACGGAUUUUUCUCCACGGCAACAACUUGAACUCGCUCCAUCAGCUCAUCCAACCCGAGUGUCUGCCGUCCGAAUUCGGGGGUACGCUUCCCCCGUAUGACAUGGGCAUGUGGGCUCGCACCCUGCUGGGUCCUGAUUACAUGGACGAGACCGAGUACACGCUCACCUACGACGCCCUGCACGUCCGAGAGAACUGCGGGGGAGGCGUGGACAAGGAGCUCAUGAAGAGGUCUCAGUCUGUGGUCAAUCCUGCCAUGCUGCGACAGACUGACAGAGAGACCAGCACGCCGCUCCUGGCCCUGGACUGAAUACACACACACACACACACACACACACACACGCACUGGCACACACACAGUGCUGGAUUUCGACUUGUGUUGUUUCGUCCCGUCCAGCUGAACUUUGACUCGUAUUUCCUGUUUCUGAGCCCAAAUGUAAUGUGUGUGUAUGCUGCAUACACACACACACACACACACACGCUCUUACCUGUGAUUGUGCGUCCCCACGCUGGUUAAGCGUGUUAGCUUUGAGGAGGAAUGUAGAAAAGGUGGUCAUGACUUUUAAUGGUGACAGUGAAUGUUUGCUCACCAUCAUCAUCAUCAUCAUCAUCCUCAUCAUCUGUGACAAUGACGCCCUGACAUUCAUUCAGUCAAUCGUUGUGAUUGUAGAUGACAGUUUCUCAUUUUUUUUACUGAGCCAAUGCUCGCCACCAAAUUUAAAAGCAGAAUGUGUACCGGUUAUCAGGGAAUAUUCGGUUGAUCGUUUCAGCCCUCUGGUCAACUCUCAAGUCCACUAUGUAAAAAUCGAGGUCCAAGAUUUUAAAAAAGAAACAAUCUUGAAAAAAAGGAAAAAAAAGACUUAUUUUAAGUGAAACUGGCUAAUUUCCAGUUGCUUAUCACGCACGUGACAAACCAUUAGCACUCUUGCUAGCGUCACUGGCCCAACGGGAUGCUAACCUAUUAGCCAGGUUCGCGUGUCACGUGGUCACACCUGAUUGUCGUCGUCGUCGAUGCAUCUCGCUAUCACAAUCGUUGCUCGGUUUACCCGCCACAUAUAAAUGAAGACACUUUUUGUCAUUUAUCGUCAGCUUUCCAAUCAAGGAAAAUGUCACUCGGGUAGAAAAAAAACAAGCGGUCCGUGCAUGUCAAUUAGGUAAGAAAAAGUUCUUCUCCAACCCCCGAGUACCACGUUUUCAUGCUUUUUAAGUAUUAACGCCGUCAACACACACCGAAUGCCAAAACGUCACUGAAAGAUUGUUUUUAUUCAAUUGAACUCGUUUCAACGAUUGUAUAGUUCAUGUACUGGUGCGCUGCAAAAAAUGGUGGAACAGUUUGCGUCCGACAUUGAAAUCGUUGCAGGUGUUCGGAUGGAAAAAAGUUGGUCCUUUGUUUGUUGCGGCGCCACUCGACAUCAGGGCUACACUCGUCUCUUUUCAUGUAUUUACUGCAGAAUGUAAACUAGUAAACAUUUACACCUCCA
Molecule: messenger RNA, 2710 nt
Organism: Hippocampus zosterae (dwarf seahorse)
Lineage: Eukaryota; Metazoa; Chordata; Actinopteri; Syngnathiformes; Syngnathidae
Product: clavesin-1-like
Exons: 8
Coding region: 538-1539 (333 amino acids)
Cellular component (GO): membrane
Molecular function (GO): phosphatidylinositol bisphosphate binding
Source: RefSeq, a predicted model, not a curated record